UUCAGCAGUGCAGCUACAGAGAUUGGUCAGUGCAAGCGGUUCAAAAACUUGGAUAUAAAAUGAGCGGCUAAUUCGAAAUGUGAUUUGCAUUAUAAUAACAAGUUUAACAUUCCAGUUGGCGUACGUGGAUUGGUUCAACGCUCGAGUGAGCCCGUGCGAUUAGAUAUCGCACUACUGCAUUACUGAUACCCAUACUAUUAAAAGGAUACCGCGCCUGUUUACUUCAGACACAUCCGAUAGACAGGAAGGUAUUAACAGUGAUAAGGGCGCUAUCUUUGAUUCACAAAGUCGCCGGUCACUUAGCUUCUAGCUGUUGCCUCUUCAACUUCAGCGUAUAAUUUAUUCAACGAUCAUGGCGUUGCCACUGCCACCAGCAUUGGAAAAGUUGAAUAAAUAUAUCGAUGAGCACAAGCAGGAGUACAUAAAUAAUUUAAAAGAGGCAGUAGCCAUCAAGUCGGUAUCGGCAUGGCCGGAUUACCGGGACGAUGUAGUGAAGAUGAUGAAGUGGGCGGAAGCCAAACUGAAGAAUCUUGGUGCAACCACGGAACUGGCUGACGUAGGGAAACAGACCCUUCCUGACGGUAGUCAAAUCCCGCUACCUCCUGUAUUACUCGGCAGUCUUGGCUCUGAUCCCAAGAAGAAAACUGUACUCUUGUAUGGACACUUGGAUGUACAGCCUGCACUGAAGGAGGAUGGUUGGGAUACCGAGCCCUUCGUCCUCACGGAGAAGGACGGAAAGCUAUUUGGGCGUGGCAGCACCGAUGACAAAGGACCGGUCCUCUGUUGGAUACACGCGUUAGAAGCCUACAAAGCAACCGGGAUUGACGUCCCCGUUAAUCUCAAGUUUGUCUUCGAGGGAAUGGAAGAAAGUGGAAGCGAGGGCUUGGACGAGCUCCUUUGGGCGAGGAAGGACGGUUUCUUGAAGAAUGUGGACUAUGUCUGCAUAUCUGAUAAUUACUGGCUGGGCACGAAGAAACCGUGCAUCACUUAUGGCCUGCGAGGUAUCUGCUACUUCAUGGUGGAAGUCACCUGUGCUGCCAAGGAUCUGCACAGCGGUACCUUCGGUGGAUGCGUGCACGAGGGUAUGGCAGAUCUGAUUUACUUGAUGAACAGCCUGGUCGACGUCAACGGAAAGAUCUUGGUAGACGGUAUCUACGAUAGCGUAGCUAAAGUUACCAGUGCUGAGUUGGCUACUUACAAGGACAUAGAAUUCGACGUGGAUGAAUUUAGGGACACAGUUGGGACUAGCAAGCUACCGCAUCGCGAAGACAAGAUCGAGCUUCUGAUGCACCGUUGGAGGCAGCCCAGCCUGUCCCUUCACGGGAUAGAGGGUGCUUUCAGCGAGCCAGGAGCGAAGACGGUCAUUCCAAGGAAGGUAAUCGGCAAGUUCUCGAUCCGGCUGGUGCCGCACAUGACACCGGACGAAACAGCCAAGAAGGUGACCGCGUAUUUGAAAAAGAAGUGGCAGGCCCGUGGCAGCCCGAACGUCAUGAACGUGAGCAUGUGCCACGGCGGCAAACCGUGGUCCGAGAAUCCCGACCAUCCGAAUUACGUGGCUGGCCGUAGGGCGACGCGACACGUUUACAAGGUCGAGCCCGAUCUGUCGCGCGAGGGCGGAUCGAUUCCGGUUACCCUGACGUUCCAGGAGGUCACUGGGAAAAAUGUGUUACUUUUACCGGUCGGGCAGGGCGACGACGGCGCGCAUUCGCAGAACGAGAAGUUGAACGUGUACAAUUACAUCCAAGGAACUAAAUUACUUGGAGCUUAUCUGUACGAGGCAGCGCAGGUAUAAUACUUUAUUGGUAUCUACUUGCACCACCCAGGAAGCUUAAGUUCACGGCAUGGUUCUUAUUGUUACCGAAUUACUUCACGACAUACCAGUGAUAUUUGUUAAUUACGAGUGCGGAACACUGCAUUCUCUUUAUUUCUAUUUCUUUUAUUUUAUUACAGGAAAAUAAUAUAGACAAAUAUUUUUAUAACAAAUGUACAACAUGUGAUACACUCUUGAUGAAAUAUACCUAUAUCUAAAAUCU
Messenger RNA from Ooceraea biroi (clonal raider ant), 2033 nucleotides. It is a transcript of the gene Cndp2, whose product is annotated as Cytosolic non-specific dipeptidase 2. Lineage: Eukaryota; Metazoa; Arthropoda; Insecta; Hymenoptera; Formicidae. Gene Ontology annotation, molecular function: metallodipeptidase activity. Gene Ontology annotation, biological process: proteolysis. The record is from RefSeq and is a predicted model, not a curated record.